This is a messenger RNA of Pseudophryne corroboree (corroboree frog), 3195 nucleotides long. It is a transcript of the gene PITX1, whose product is annotated as paired like homeodomain 1. Lineage: Eukaryota; Metazoa; Chordata; Amphibia; Anura; Myobatrachidae. Gene Ontology annotation, molecular function: RNA polymerase II cis-regulatory region sequence-specific DNA binding; DNA-binding transcription factor activity, RNA polymerase II-specific. Gene Ontology annotation, cellular component: nucleus. The transcript is spliced from 3 exons. The record is from RefSeq and is a predicted model, not a curated record. Gene Ontology annotation, biological process: anatomical structure morphogenesis; regulation of transcription by RNA polymerase II. The coding region runs from base 825 to 1784 and encodes 319 amino acids.
UUUGCAAUACCGUCCCCUGUGCACAGUGUAGGACUCCCCUUGCUCCGUAUAAGCGGCCGAGGCCAAGCACAGCUGCCAUGAAUGGCUGAAUGGUAUGAAGGUAUAUAUUGACUUAAGUUUUCUGUGUGUGAGAGAGUCUAUCAAUAUUUGAUGUGUAACAAAAGUAUUCAGAUGGACUGGGAGAUAGACUACAAAAAAAAAAAAAAAAAACAGAAAUCACCGCAGUUGUAAAAGUUCAAGGGACAUUAUAGCCAUAAAACCAUAAUAAUAAAACUUCUGAAGUACUAACAAAAAUGGUCAAUUAUUUUUCUGUGCCAUAGACAUGUAGAAAUCGCAUACAUUUGGUGUACAGUCAAAUUGUUUUAUUGGGAGAGCUUUAUGGAAGUCUUCAUCAGGAGUUCGUGUCUCUUUAAGCGAGGCACUGGCAGUUUAGGCUGGGACACCUUGAGAGAGUAGUUACAGGGAUCUAUAGGGAGUUAGCAGGCAGCCCUUUAGUUUUUUGCUAGACUGUAGGUUGGGCUGAAUGCUGCACAUUAGUAAGACAGGGAGGUAUUAACCUCAGAUGGGAGGGGCUCAGGCAAUCUGCAGGCAUUUCAGCUAAGGCAGGUCUCCUUCAUCUCUUUACUUAAAAACUAUCCAGCCAGCAACUUGCACUUCCCAGCACACCAAUGUUGGAGACUGUAUAACUCCUAUUGCCUGAGAGGGAGAACUGAGCUAGGCGACCUUGUAAAGACACUUUUUUUUUGCAUUAUAUAUACAUAUAUAUAUAUACAGUAUAUAUGGGCCUUUGCAUGGAAAGAAGCUGGAUUUGACUUGGGUUGUGCAUGAUCCUGUGGAAUACCCCUUUCAUGAGUAGUAUCGUUGUCAUGGAUUCUUUUAAAGGGGGCAUGAAUCUGGAGAGGCUGCCUGAGAGUCUGAGACCCCAGCCGCCUCACGACAUGGCCACAGGCUUCCACUUGCCGAGAUCGUCAGAGACUAGAGAUCCGAUUGAGAAUUCUGCUAGUGAAUCAUCUGACACUGAAAUUCCAGAGAAGGAUAGAAGUGUGGAACCCAAGAGUGAAGAUGGGAACGUGGAGGACCCCUCCAAGAAGAAGAAGCAGCGGAGACAGAGGACUCACUUCACCAGCCAGCAGCUGCAGGAGCUGGAGGCCACCUUCCAGAGGAACCGCUACCCAGACAUGAGCAUGAGAGAGGAGAUAGCAGUGUGGACCAACCUGACCGAGGCCAGAGUCAGGGUAUGGUUCAAAAAUCGCAGAGCUAAGUGGAGAAAGAGGGAGCGCAACCAACAGAUGGACCUGUGUAAAAAUGGCUAUGUUCCCCAGUUCAGUGGCUUGAUGCAGCCCUAUGAUGACAUGUACGCUGGCUACCCAUACAAUAACUGGGCUACUAAGAGUCUGACUCCUGCUCCACUCUCCACCAAAGGCUUCACCUUCUUCAACUCCAUGAGUCCAUUGUCUUCUCAAUCCAUGUUCUCAGGCCCAAGUUCCAUCUCCUCGAUGAGCAUGCCAUCCAGCAUGGGUCACUCAGCGGUACCAGGCAUGCCAAACUCCAGCCUAAACAACAUCAACAAUCUUAAUAACAUCAGUGGGUCUUCCCUCAAUUCAGCUAUGUCUUCUACUGCUUGCCCCUAUGGACCUCCUGGUUCCCCUUACACCGUUUAUAGAGACACUUGUAACUCCAGUUUGGCCAGCCUCAGACUUAAAUCCAAGCAGCAUUCAACUUUUGGAUACAGCAGCUUACAAAGUCCAGGAUCUAGCUUGAAUGCGUGUCAGUAUAACAGUUGAUGGACUGAGCUGCAAAAGUAAAUGGUGCCCUGUGGACUUUUGCCUUCAGUAUGGACCAGAGCAGAGACUUUUUUCUUUUUCUUUUUGCAAGAGAUACCAAGCCUAAUUACAUGGAUGAGUUGCAAUGUUCUCUCUGGAUUAUGCGGGUUGUAUGUACUUGAACUUGCACAGGAUUUUUUUUUUCCAAUGUCCACUUUAUAGAGAGAUUUUUAGAGGAAAUGUUUUCCAAAAAAAAUUUUUUUUUUUUUUUUUUGGUGGUAAUCAAAAAAGAAAACAAAAAAACAAAGGGGGGAGCUGUUUUGUGGUAUACACUGAGAUUGGUGACCAUUUAAGCGCUGCAAAACAGGAAUUUGCAGGAUUUAGGGGGAGAGGCUGGAGAAAGGUAAAUAUUAAACUAUUAGGUAUUAAAAUUAAACAAUAAGGGUUAACCACUUAAAAAGGUUAUAUGUAAAUAUAUAAAUAUAUAUAUGUACAUUCAUAUAUAUAAAAUUUGUUGUUAUAUUGUGUCCAAUGAUUGUGCACCACAGUUUAAUAAACUGCUUUGAAACGCAUGAUCUUGAUGUUUGUCCAGUUAAAAAAAAAAAAGAUUUAAUUGUCUGAAAGUUAGAUGCAAGAUCCCCCUGCCAGAAUGGGAACACUCGGAAGCCCCUCAGCAACCCAGUGGGGGGGGUUUCUCUAAAAAAAAACGCCUUUAACUGCGACUUCUUCUACCCCAAAUGAUCAUCAAUCUUGUAUUUAUGCUAUGCUUAGAUCACUCGAUCACCCUUACUUAUCUGCAGUUUUGUUUAACUCCUCAUGUAUCUACAGUAUGAUAUGUAAAAUAAAAGAAAUACACGAAUAACCCGAGACUCCUGAUAGUGUAUAAAAAAGACAUUUUGAGCAUAAGAAUAAGUGAAUUUGUUUGCCAGCUUCCAAAAAGUUUUUAUUUGUUUCAUUUAAGUGUGGUAAAGAUAAAAAUAAAUAAUAAUAAUUAAUAUUAUUAUGUUCAAAUGUAUUUAAAAACUUUUUUAAUGUGGUUUGAUUUCUUUUAAAAGCAUAAAUAUGAUCUUUAAUUAUUAAGACGCAUAUAUUUUAAUUGCGGACCUAUCUGUGGCUUAAAAUUGUCAUUUCAUAGACGACGAGGAUUUUGUUUUAAUAAAAUGCACAAAGUUUCAACGAUAGUCUCUCACCUCCGUCCCCCGUUCCCCCCAACCUCCCUCUCACCCCAUUCUUUAUUCUCAGUGUAUUUGUACACCUGUGGUAACGGUAACGUGGAUGUGUGGAUGUGUAAUAAUGUUGUUGUGGAUAAGAAUGCUGUGUCAUUUUGUUUUUAUAACUUAUGUUUUUUGUUUAUUUUUUGUGAAUACUUUUUUUUAUUAUAUUUUUUUUUCCAAAAAUUAUGAGCAUGGGAAUAAAAACAGAUUUAAGCAAA